This is a messenger RNA of Carcharodon carcharias (great white shark), 4148 nucleotides long. RefSeq names its product protein phosphatase, Mg2+/Mn2+ dependent, 1Lb (gene ppm1lb). The transcript is spliced from 4 exons. The coding region runs from base 299 to 1381 and encodes 360 amino acids. NCBI's taxonomy places the organism in Eukaryota, Metazoa, Chordata, Chondrichthyes, Lamniformes, Lamnidae. Gene Ontology annotation, cellular component: nucleus; cytosol. The record is from RefSeq and is a predicted model, not a curated record. Gene Ontology annotation, biological process: negative regulation of canonical NF-kappaB signal transduction; positive regulation of canonical NF-kappaB signal transduction; protein dephosphorylation. Gene Ontology annotation, molecular function: protein serine/threonine phosphatase activity; cation binding.
AAUGCGGCAGAUCGUGUUGUCAGGAACAGAAUAAAUAGGGAUCUUUGUGGAAACGGCGGUGGUUGGUUUCCGGAGGCAAGAUUUCCUAUCGUGGCGAAAUCGUUCGCUGUCAGGACACACUCCGCGAUAGUGCUUUUUUUUUCUGUUGCCAUCAUCGCUUGGAGGGGUUUCGCUGUCUGAGUCCAGUUCAUCUUGUAAACGAAUCAAACGCCAGAGACGCUGCCUUCUUUGCGCAGGUCCCUGUUUUAGAGGAUGCUGGUGAAUUGAUUGUUUGAUUCUCUCCAAGUUUGUAGAAUAAAUGAUAGAAGAUACAAUGACUCUGUUGUCUCUUUUAGGCCGCAUCAUGCGUUAUUUUCUUCUGAGGCCGGAAACUUUGUUUCUAUUGUGUAUCAGCUUGGCUCUUUGGAGUUAUUUCUUUCACACAGACGAAGUAAAGACCAUAGUGAAAUCGAGCCAGAAUGCGGUGAAAAUGAUGAAAGGGAAAGUGGUGGAAAUCAUUCAGAAUGAUCGGUUCGGGGGACUAGACGUCCUGGAAGCCGAGUUCUCCAAAACCUGGGAGUACAAGAGCAACAAUGUGGCUGUUUAUUCCAUCCAAGGCAGGCGGGAUCACAUGGAAGAUCGAUUCGAAGUCCUUACUGAUCUGGUGAACAAAAGUCAUCCUUCCAUUUUCGGGAUUUUUGAUGGGCACGGGGGAGAGUCUGCUGCAGAAUAUGUGAAGAUACACUUGCCUGAGGCUCUGAAGCAACAUCUACAAGACUAUGAAAAAGAUAAGGAAAAUAGUGUGUUAUCACAUCAAACAAUCCUGGAACAGCAGAUUCUUGCAAUAGACCGUAAAGUGCUUGAAAAACUCUCUGCCGCCUAUGACGAGGCAGGCACAACUUGUCUGAUUGCACUACUGUCAGACAAAGAGCUAACUGUUGCAAAUGUUGGAGAUUCUCGUGGCGUACUGUGUGACAAAGAGGGAAAUGCAGUUCCUCUUUCACAUGAUCACAAACCCUAUCAGUUGAAGGAAAGAAAGAGGAUAAAACGAGCAGGUGGUUUCAUAAGUUUCAAUGGUUCAUGGAGGGUCCAAGGAAUUUUGGCAAUGUCUCGCUCCCUGGGAGAUUACCCUCUCAAAAACCUCAAUGUCGUCAUCUCUGACCCUGAUAUCCUGUCUUUUGACCUCGAUAAACUACAGCCACAGUUCAUGAUCCUGGCUUCAGAUGGUCUGUGGGAUGCUUUCAGCAAUGAAGAAGCAGUCAGAUUCAUCAAAGAACGUCUUGAUGAGCCACACUUUGGUGCAAAAAGCAUUGUUCUGCAAUCUUUUUACAGAGGAUGUCCUGAUAAUAUAACUGUAAUGGUGGUAAAAUUCAGAAACAACAGUAAGACUGAUGACCAGUGAAUGGCAUUGAGCACAUGAGGGCAAGGUUCUUCAAGUAAUGCUGUGCAAAUUUUAGCAAUGUGUGUGAUAAUAAUAGUAAAGGUCAUAAUAUUCACAUCUGAAUGGUCAGUGCUAGACGGCUUGUAGAAUUGGACAGACCAAGUAGCCGCACAUUCAUUUUAACUGGCUGAGGUCAAAAUAUCACUCUUUUUAUCUAGAAUCAUUUUCAAUUCUCUUCUUAAAAUAUUUCUAUUAUAUAUAAUACAAUGCACAGUGCAAAUCUUAUGCUACGUUACUAAACUAAUUGUGACCAACAGUUUUAUAAAGAACAGCCAAUUUAAGCAAUAAAGCAAAAACUAAUUAACAUUCAGGAACUCUGUUGCUGAUUCAAUGGUUUACAUAAUCAGUAGAACAGCUACUGAGCAGCCAUUCAUUGAGUAACUGUGAAUUAAAAAAGCUGAAUAAAUCUAACUAACCCUGACAAAAGGGGAAUUCUUUUAACAAUCUGCAUGAUAAAGGAGAAUAAAUGUAUCUGUAUAGUUUGUAGCAUAAAUUCUUAGGCACAUAACGUAUGGACAUUUGACAUGUUACAAAUAUUUAGUUGUUUAGAUUUGCUCCUCUUUUUAGCUCUUCCGUGUCCUACACGCCAUUAGCUCCAGACUUCUUUCUUCAGAUAGAAUAACAGGAUGGUAUAACUUACGAACUUCUCUGUGGCCUUCAGCAAUUGCUGCUCUGUGAUCAGCUGACAAAGGUCAGUGGCUGCUGGGUAAUUCAACCUGUACACAUUCUUCCAACUAAUCCCCUAGUUAUACAGCCCACCAAAUUCAAGUUAUGUUCUAGAGCCCACGGUGGUCAUUUUGACUUCAGAGUCAACAAAAAUUAAAGUUGAGGGAGAUGCAAAACUUGCGGCAGAUCCAAUAUUGCCCUUUUUGCACUAUCACCCAAAGUCAAAGUUACCCCCAACACAAGUGUUCUGGUUAUAUUUACACUAUAGAUAUUUUGAAGUGGCAUUCUCAGACAUUAAUAAAAUAUGCUUGAUCUGUCAUACUUUCUCCAUAUUUUAAUAUAAAGAUCUGUUUCUCAGGAUGACUCUUAAGAUCAUUGUCAGUCAGUCACAAUUCUGCUUUUGAUUGGCAGGUUUGGCGAAGUGGCAAGACUUUGAGGAGUCUUUUCAAUAUGGCAAUGCUAACAAGAUUGUUCUGAAUAGUAGGAUAAAGCGAGUAAUCAAUCGGCUGCUAUCCAAAUUGUCUUACCUGUUAUGUAGGACUUAUAUUAGGAAGAGUUUAUGACAUUGUGUUAAUAAGCUUUUGUGAUAGGGUUCUCUUCCUGGUGCCAACAUAGCUAUAGAUGGAGCACUUCACUUAACAACCCAGAUGUAACUGGUUAAACAGUCAGUGAAAAAUUAGGCCAGGAUUUUGUUUUUGCUGCUGGGGCCAAAGCGAUCCUCUAAUAUGCAUCAAAUCUCUGGUUUAGUGUCACAUCUAGGCAAUCCAUGUUGUGCCUAAGUAUUUACUCAGCAACUUCAGAAAGCCAAUUCCCUGUAAAGGAUGUACAUGUAACAAAUACAGUGCUGAGAAAUCUAUCUAACAGACACUGAACAAAUACAAAAACAAAUCUUGGUAUGCUGAGUUAAUGAUAACUUUAGGGCAUGAAAAAUUCAAAAUAAACAAUGUAACAUUUCAAUGCAACAACAAUAGAGAAUGAUUAAACUGAUUUUUUUUCAUUUCUCACUGGACCAUGGAGUACAUAUCCCAAUUUUUAAAAUCUUUCUUUGUCAUAUAUAGUUCACGGAUCAUUACAUCAGAGUCAGAUGCAUUCAACAAAGACAAAGCAAACAUAAAUCUAGACAUGGGGUAUCUAACUUAGAGUGAAUAAUGAUACAGUACAAAUUCAUAAAACGAAACAAGUCUAAUUAUUAUACUGAUUUAUAACAAGAGAGAACUGCUCAGUUUUCUGCUACCUCAUAAGAACAUGAACUCUCCUGUUAAAGUAAUAUGUUGGCCACAUUUUGAGUAGGAUGGUGUGUGAGUUAUCCUCAUAGGUGUAAGGAGAGAAGAGAAAGGUUAAGCAAGAACCCUGAGUGCCGAAUGUCAUGCAUCUUAUAGGAAGCAUCUAACAUUGCAAAAAGUUAACACAAAUGUUGUAUUAAAUUAUAAGUAGAGCACUGAUCCAAUCAGCUCUGUUGUGCCAUAAAAAUAAUCUCAAUAGGAAUUUAAAUGUGAUCAAAAUUAUUAAAAGAAUAUUUCAGGCUGAACAGAAAAUGUGUAUUGCUAAUACUGUAUGAAUGAACUCAGAUUCAGAAUGCUGUUAUGCUGUCAAUAGUAGCAAUUUUCAAGUCUUAAUAGCAUUAUGUUUAGAAUGCAAUCACAUGAAAUAUCCUUUAUUUCACCAAAUAGAAAUAGUGGGGGUACAUUUUCCUUCAAAUCCUAAUUUCAGUGAAAAAUUAGACAUGAUUAUGAAUUAAUUGUUUUAUGUUCCCAACUACUACUUCAUCAAAAUCAGUAAAUAGAAAAACAUAUAUACCCUAGUCUCAACUGACACAUUAAAGAUCCAAAGUGAACAUAUAUACAGUAAUUGUUAAAUUUGCAUCAACAAAACAGAUGUAACAUUAGCUUCAUAUAUUAGCUUGCAGUAUGUAUAAAAUUUGAAAGUCAUCUUCUAAAGUAAAACUAUUUCUCUAUCUGAGCCCCACCUGAAAUGGAUGUAUGAUUUCUGGACUUGUCCAGCUUUGCCUGCAGAAUCAUUCACUCAGAUUAACAAAAAUAAACUUUUAAUAUUGUAUGAUGAA